AAUUGCAUAUUGUUUGUAACACUUGUAACCUAAGUGGCAGAAACUAUGACGAAGACAUUUUUUCAUGGUUAUGAGAAGAUUGUGAAGCAGUGCACAGCAAGAAGUCAGCUAUGGGAAGAUCCCGAAUUUCCAGCUGUUCAGUCAUCUGUUUUUUAUCAUCAGACCCCUCCAUUUGAAUUUGUUUGGAAGAGACCUAAGGAAUUAUCGACGGAUGCAGUUUUUGUCAGUAGCAGUGAAAGACACCUUGGCUUGAAUGAGGGGAAGUUUGGUGAUCAGUGGCUGAUGUCCUGCAUGGGUUGUCUUCAUCGCAUCAAGAGCCUUUUCAACCAUGUUAUACCUCCAAACCAGUCUUUCCAAGAUGAGGAUGGGUAUUGUGGAGUGUUCUGCUUUCGCAUAUGGUGGUGUGGGCGCUGGAAAGAAGUCUUAGUUGAUGAUCGACUUCCAACCGUCAAUGGAAAACUUGUCUUUAUCCAUUCUCAAUCCUCCAAUGAGUUUUGGCCUUCCCUCUUAGAGAAAGCCUAUGCUAAGUUACAUGGAUCCUAUGAAGCCCUGAAAUAUGGGACAACAUAUGAUGGUUUGGCUGAUUUCACUGGAGGGAUUGUGGAGGCUGUCAAUCUUCGCCAGGAUCCAACAGGAUCAAGUCAAAGGAUCUCCAAACUCCUCAAGAUGACAUCUGUUGUCACCUGCACAGUAGAUCUUCAAACGAGGAAGAAUCAGCCUGAAAGAUUAGCCAAUGGGAUCUCGAUUGGGGUAAACUAUCGUGUCUGUGCUCUUGAGAAGGUGGAAACCUUCAAUGUGGGCAUGGUCCAGUUGAUUUGUCUUCAGCAUCCUCUUGGCUUAGGCACAGAUUACAUCGGAAUGUGGUCCCGAGAUUCUUCAUCUUGGACAGAAGUCCCCACUCAAGAGCAAGAUCGAUUGCGCUUGCAUCGCCUGAACCCUUCCCAGUUUUGCUUGGUUGGCAACGAGUUGAUAUGUGGAGAUCUCUCCAGUAUCAUGGUGUAUGGCAACGAGGUGUCUCUGCUGGUGGAUGCAAGAAUCACUCUGAGUCUUUAUGCUCUUGCAGACUCAUUUCAUAUCAACCCCCAGUUGUUGAUCAUUUGUGAGGACCCAGAUGAUGUGAUCAUCUCCCUCAGUCAAGGAAGUAUCAUGGAGCCAAAAGUCAUUGGGUUCACUAUCUACACUCUGAGCAAGCCAGUCACCAAUGCACUCGGACAAGAGUUCUUUCGCAAGCACAAGUCUCUAUUUACCUCACAAUAUACCAACAGUCGGCACCUCAAUAAUUCAUGUCAUUUAGCUCCUGGUUCAUAUGUUCUCCUUCCUACUACAUUUGAUCCUGGACAAGAAGCUUCCUUUGUCCUUCGCAUUUACUCCCACCGAACAGUGAAGUUCAGGCCUCUGGAUAUCCAGCCUGCAGUGGUUAGUCCAGUGAUUCUCCAGGCUCCUGGCCCUCUUGGAGGAAAGGAGUUUGACCAGUAUGAGGCUGUGUUCCUGCAGCUUGCUGAUGAACAUCGUUCAGUCAAUGCUUUUGAACUACAAGAACUUCUAGAAGCCUGUUUGCCAAAUGACUUCAAGGAUUUCUUAGUGAGCCUCAAGUUUUGGCAGAAUGCUUUUCGCAGUCAUACAAAAGAGAAGCUUGGGAUCCUCCGAGCAGAACGACUUAGGGAUGCUCUUCUCGAUGUGGGAUAUCAGCUUAGCAGUGACAUCAUUUCUGUGCUGAUUCUCCGUUACAUGAGGAAGGAUGGGACUCUCAGAUUUGGGGACUUUGUGUCAGCUGUUCUGCACCUCAGCAUAGCAUUCCGUCUCUUUGAGAAGAAAAGUUCAACAAUGACCAGUAACAUGAAGCUUGGCCUAGCAGAGUGGCUCUCUCUUGCUCUGAAGUGUUGACAGACAUGGUCUGUAUGCAGCAUUGCUCAAACUAGUUGCUUUCCAACCAUCAGUACCUCAUCAUCCUGGAGAAAUGAGAUAUACAUAUCCUGAUUGAUUCCUUAGAAUUUAUUGAGAGCAUUUACAACUUGCUUGUGCCUUAUCAUGUUGACCUAGGACUCUCCUAAAUUAAAAUCAAAUCUUCAGAUACCUUGCAUUUACAGUUUUGAACCAUUAGUGUCUGAUAGGUACUGCAUGUCAUGAAUAGGACUUCUUAAAAGUUUUUGUAUAAACAUUUAUGAUUUGGCAUAGGCAUACUAUGCAAAUCAUUCAUUGAGCAUUUCCAAUGUAAGACAAUUCCUAUCCAGCAAUUUUGAACAAUUUAGACACCUUGGAGAAUAUCUUCUCUUGUGGUCAUUGCCUCACCUGAUGUGUCAUGUGCAUGAAUAAUGCCUGAUGUUUUUUAAGUUUGUGCCUUAGGGUGAAGAUUAAGUCACUAAGUUAUUUUAUUAAAGUUUUCUUUGAUAUUUAUUAAUUUUAAAAUCUGUCUUGUGUUGCUGGAAUGCAAUCAAUAGUUCAGAGUCGUAUCUAUGCCUGUAUUUAUUAUUGCAAAAUUAUGUAUAUUGAAUUCUUGCCUUUCCAAGGGGCUUAUACCUCAUAUUUGCAUUUUUGGGUCAUUUCUGAGCAUUUGCCCAUUAACAUUGCUUUUUAUAUAAUUACAAACCAAAGACCAGUGACUCUAAGUCUACCUUGGCAGUAUUGUUCUGUGUUGAUCUGUUUGUGUCUUGACUGGUUACUGUCUGAGCUUCAUCAGUUGUCCCUUUGGUUGUUACUCAUUCCUUGGGACUUUGUGAGAAAAUGAAAUGGGGGGCAUUUUGCAUGUUAUUUAUCUUUGUAUGAUGGAGUCAUCUUAUGUUGUCUAUUCCCUGUUGAACCAUACCGGUGAUGGUCUAAUAUUGUUUUGAAACCCAGAUGUGGGAACUGCUCAGAG
Molecule: messenger RNA, 2854 nt
Organism: Darwinula stevensoni
Lineage: Eukaryota; Metazoa; Arthropoda; Ostracoda; Podocopida; Darwinulidae
Source: the annotation of a GenBank genome assembly